CAUGGCCAACCCUGUCCACUUCCUUCCACGAUCCAGAGAAUCAUGUUCCUAACAAGGUUUCUAUAGAUUCAGCUGUCGGACAGAUAUCUCAUGGCUACCAUGCAUGCACCGUGUGCUUGCCCAUAUUGUGGGUCGUCUUCAAGUUCGAUAGAGGCACCUCCGACCGAGGUCGAAAGCCUCAGCAAAGAUAAUGAACCACCGUCUGAUCUUAAACGACGAUCUAUUUUGCAAAAUCUCUGUCAAGUGCAAGAACGGCUCGAAGUUGUGGCCAACAAGAUCAAACUGAUGGAGGAAGCCAUUCUCGUACUUUCGAAAGAGCGUGAACGUCUGAAAGAAUACGCUAGAACAUACAAGACGAUCUUAAACCCAGUCCGGUGUCUUCCGGAGAUGGUUUUGCGGGAGAUUUUCUUCGCGUGCAUUCAAGACUUGUCUGGCAUUAUGGGGGUGUAUUGGCACAAGUCUGGCAAUAAGCGUUCUCGUAUCCGGAACUCAUUGAAUCCCAAUAAGCCACCUUGGACGCUGUCGCAAGUCUGCUCGACGUGGAGGACAGAUGCACUAUCAUAUUCCGCCUUAUGGUCCUACAUCUCCAUUUCGUUUCCUAGACAAACGAGCCCGGUGACGAGUUGGAAUCGGCGUCUCUCCCAGUUAAUGUUACAACUGUCCCGUUCACGAUCGCAUCCUCUCUCGGUGGCUUUGCAAUCGCACGUUCCAGUUACGCCCCAUAACCCCCUGCUCAUCAGCGUCUGUUCCCAUGCUGCGAGAUGGGAAAACCUACGGCUUCGCUUCGAUGACGUGAGCUUUAACGAUGUUCAGAAGAUGUUAUCCCCGCUUCUCAAAGGUCAUCUUCCUAAUCUACGUUGCUUGCAGUGGAUAGUUCACCGUAACAUCCACGAAGACUCAGGCACCGUAUUUGACACCUUUGAGGAUGUUCCCAACCUCGUGGACCUCGCUAUACAUCCCCAUCAUGCCGAUCUAGCCAGCUUUGUCCGACUACCGUGGUCUCAGAUCACAAACUACUCUGCAAUUCGGUCGAGGUUAUCGAAGGAUUGCAUGAUCCUUCUCCAGAUGACCAACCUCAGUAGCCUAUAUAUCAUUGACCCUAGCAAUCUUGAUGGCGUCCCUCCACUCUCCUUACCCUCUUUAAUCAAAUUAUCUGUCGUUGCACGUCCAGAGUUUGCCAUCAAUCAUGUCGGUCCAUUGCUCGAGAGCCUUAUGUUGGAGAAUCUCCAGGAGCUGCAGAUAUCAGCAGACCUUACUAUCAAGUCCCUUUCUGACUUUGUUACUCGCGUAGCUCCUACGCUACGUUCAUUCUGGCUCAACGUUGCUACUAUGAGUCAUGACGCCAUUAUCGAGGUUCUAGAAAUCAUUCCUGGUCUGACAUCGCUCUCGAUACAACACCCCACAAACCAUUUCAUUCGUGCGCUUGCUGAAACGACGCCAAACGGAACACCUCGACUACUUCCUCGAUUAAGUGAUCUGCGGUUGUUCUCUGCACACGAAAUCGACGACAUGGACUCGUUUGCGGACAUGGUGGCACUAAGGACCGACAAAGGUCGAUAUUUGCAACGACUUUGCUUUGACGAUCAAUUUCCCGUUGGCCCAGACGAUUUACGGGAGCUGCGAGCAACGGGGCUGGAUGUCCUUUGGUUUACACCGCACUGGAGUGCGACUCCUUUCCCGUAGAAUUUAGACUAUGGGUACUAUAUCCCUACCAUUUUCGUUGGCGGUACUUUUGAUCGCGAAAAGGUGAAGAGGCUCAUAAGUAUCAACAUAAUAAACGGAUGUCCUUCAUCAUAAUCCAGAGGAUCUCCCGACCUUGUAGAGCCGACACCCCGGUGCAAGUCGACGCUUGGCAUAACGCGAAUUCGUUUGAAACUUGCAAGAUUGAGGUAUCGGCCAAGGUGGUGGUGGUGUUAUCGGUCCAGUUACAUAGAUUUAUACAUCAAUUACAGGACCUAAUUUACUAGUCUUUUCCGUCACGUCUUUUAAGAAGAAUGCAGAGUGAUUUGCUUUU
Marasmius oreades (fairy-ring Marasmius) is the source of this 2014-nucleotide messenger RNA. RefSeq lists its product as uncharacterized. Bases 91 to 1683 code for a protein of 530 amino acids. The record is from RefSeq and is a predicted model, not a curated record. NCBI's taxonomy places the organism in Eukaryota, Fungi, Basidiomycota, Agaricomycetes, Agaricales, Marasmiaceae. The transcript has 2 exons.